Molecule: messenger RNA, 1024 nt
Organism: Portunus trituberculatus (swimming crab)
Lineage: Eukaryota; Metazoa; Arthropoda; Malacostraca; Decapoda; Portunidae
Product: protein big brother-like
Biological process (GO): regulation of transcription by RNA polymerase II
Cellular component (GO): nucleus; core-binding factor complex
Molecular function (GO): sequence-specific DNA binding; transcription coactivator activity
Source: RefSeq, a predicted model, not a curated record
GAAGGACACGGUAGCAUGACCUCUCUCAACGAGCAAAUGACCACAGUGUCCACUCCCCUGCUGGGCCACUACGAGUCCCCCCUGCCCCCCCUGUACGAGCCGCCCCCCAGGCCCCCCCCCAAGCCACGCCUCAUGUUCAAAAUGCCGCGUGUUGUGCCAGACCAGAAAACUAAAUUUGAGUCAGAUGAACUGUUCCGCAGACUGGCCCGGGAGACAGAGGUGCGGUACACGGGCUACAGAGACAGACCACUGGAGGAAAGGAGGCAAAGAUUUCAAGCAGGAGUGAGAGAAGGACACACAGAAAUGGCCUUCAUGACCAAUGGGACCAAUAUGUAUCUCCAGCUGGCCACAGGAUUCAACAGCAAGGAAGUCGAUUUUGAGAAGGAGCCAGGAAAGGUUCACCUCCGCUCCUGCUUCAUCAUGAACGGCGUGUGUGUGAGGUGGCGCGGGUACGUGGACCUGGAGCGGCUGGAUGGCGUGGGCUGCCUGGAAUACGACGAGGAGGCUGCAGCGGAAGAAGAUCGGUUUCUGAGAGAGGAGAUCGAAAAAUACAAGGCCAGACUGAGGGAGUUCGAGGAGAAACAGAGGGCGUUCCGUGUGCCCACCACCUCCCACGCCCACCACGCCCACUCCCACGCCCACGCCGAGCAGGCCAACAUACAAGUCCGCUAGCAGCAGAUCCUCAGCCUCCUAUAUCGCAAAUCCUAGCCGGCAGAGGGCGAGGCGGGGCGUAGUCAAUCACAGCGCGCCACGUCAUCGCCUUCUUCAGUAAGCUCCCCGCACCACGUCUCCGCCAAUCACAGCCGCCCCGCCCACCUCUCCACCAAUCACAGGCCGGGAAAUGUGACGCGGGAAGGAAAGGCGUUCAAAUAUGGGGACUAAUUGAGUUUUUUGGAUAAAUUUUAAAGAAGAAAGACGGAAUUGAUAUGGUGGCUUAAAAAUUGAAUGAAAAUAAGGAGGAAAUUGAAAGAAAGUGAGGAAAAAAGGAAAAAUAAAUGUAGAAAUGAGAAAUAAUUGUUUUUUU